UAAGGGGCGGCGAGCCCAGGUCGGACUUCCUCGGAGCCUGGUGAUCGGCGACGCUCCCACCUUCGCCUCUAACUCUCUGCCGCCACCCUGCCCAGUGUCCUCCGGAUCCCGGACCCGAGCACGAUGUGGAAACGCUGGCUGGCGCUCGCGCUGGUGGCCAUCGCCCUGGUCCACGGCGAGGAGGAACCAAGAAGCAAAUCCAAGAUCUGCGCCAAUGUGUUUUGUGGAGCUGGCCGGGAAUGUGCCGUCACAGAGAAGGGGGAGCCCACGUGCCUCUGCAUUGAGCAAUGCAAACCUCACAAGAGGCCUGUGUGUGGCAGUAAUGGCAAGACCUACCUCAACCACUGUGAACUUCAUAGAGACGCCUGCCUCACUGGAUCCAAGAUCCAGGUUGAUUAUGAUGGGCACUGCAAAGAAAAGAAGUCUGCAAGUCCAUCCGCCAGCCCGGUUGUCUGCUAUCAAGCUAACCGUGAUGAGCUCCGACGGCGCCUCAUCCAGUGGCUGGAAGCCGAGAUCAUUCCAGAUGGCUGGUUCUCUAAAGGCAGUAACUACAGUGAGAUCCUAAACAAGUACUUUAAGAGCUUUGAUAAUGGCGACUCUCACCUGGACUCCAGUGAAUUCCUGAAAUUCGUGGAGCAGAAUGAAACAGCCAUCAACAUCACCACUUAUGCGGAUCAGGAGAACAACAAACUGCUCAGAAGCCUCUGUGUUGAUGCCCUCAUUGAACUGUCCGAUGAGAACGCUGACUGGAAACUCAGCUUCCAAGAGUUCCUCAAGUGUCUCAACCCAUCCUUCAACCCUCCUGAGAAGAAGUGUGCCCUGGAGGAUGAAACCUAUGCAGAUGGAGCAGAGGCUGAGGUGGACUGCAACCGCUGUGUCUGUUCCUGUGGACACUGGGUCUGCACAGCAAUGACCUGUGACGGAAAGAAUCAGAAGGGGGUCCAGACCCACACAGAGGAGGAGAAGACAAGAUUUGUCCAGGAGCUCCAGAAGCACCAGGGCACAGCCGAAAAGACCAAGAAGGUGAACACCAAAGAGAUCUAAGAAGAGGCACCGAGCACCGCGUCCUCUUCGGCGCCGAGCCCAGUACACACAGAGUCUGCAGCAAUCACCAAAUCACCAGUAUUUGCUUGUAUGGCAGCGAAUCUUAUUUUUGUUUGUUUCGCAGUAAAGGAAAUGAGGGUGGCCAGCUAGCGAGGGAAGGCCACAACCUUCA
Molecule: messenger RNA, 1216 nt
Organism: Mus pahari (shrew mouse)
Lineage: Eukaryota; Metazoa; Chordata; Mammalia; Rodentia; Muridae
Gene: Fstl1
Product: follistatin like 1
Exons: 11
Coding region: 124-1044 (306 amino acids)
Biological process (GO): multicellular organism development; cell differentiation; regulation of BMP signaling pathway
Molecular function (GO): protein binding; calcium ion binding
Source: RefSeq, a predicted model, not a curated record